Molecule: messenger RNA, 5354 nt
Organism: Apis laboriosa (Himalayan honeybee)
Lineage: Eukaryota; Metazoa; Arthropoda; Insecta; Hymenoptera; Apidae
Product: putative sodium-dependent multivitamin transporter
Exons: 10
Coding region: 2130-3854 (574 amino acids)
Biological process (GO): sodium ion transport; transmembrane transport
Cellular component (GO): membrane
Molecular function (GO): symporter activity
Source: RefSeq, a predicted model, not a curated record
AAAUGGUUGCACGUUCUCUUCACUAGACGCAAUGAUAAUGCAAUCUAUCUUCCGCGCUGAUUUGUAUGUUAAAAUCACCCGAGGAUUAUUGCCAACUUCUUAAAGACUUAAAACUGGAAUAAAAAUUGUAUAUCAAUGUCAUUUCGAUACAAGACCAAAAAGAUGCAACCUGUUUCAUGGCUUGGGCAACAAUAGCCUAUCGGACUUCGUGUAAUUGUUUAGCAUCUUGCCAGUAACGCGUACGUUCUACACACAUUAACGCAUUACACGAGCAGCUCGUGACGAGGAGCUGGCGCUAACAGGCACCACCGUAGAAUCGCUAAUGUGUAGACGUUGAUACAUUCCAUCGAACUAUAUAAAUCUAUAGAUAUAUAGAUCUAUUUAGAUGGAUGAACACAUUUUAUAUAUAUAUACAGACUGUUUCUUUCUCCUUCCAACAUGUGCAUAUUCUAAUGCGAAUAGGGAAGCGAGAUCACGAAGAAGAAGAAGACCCAUAGGUUACCGCGGAAUUUAUUUCGACGAUAAUCGUAAGAGACACCCGCGCUCUCUCAGGUAGGAUACGAGAACGCGGAAGUGCGUACGUGCACGUUCAACGCGUAGGUUUGUAUAGCCGCGAACGUGCAUAAACCGUAGCUCCGUAAGAAGCGCUUGUCGUGCAAACAACGCGUUCUAUGAUAGUACGCAGGAAACGCUUGUCGCCAGUACCGUAAACACUGUCACAAACCUAUACGAGAUCCGAUAUCUAUGGUCUUUCACUUAAUAUUUGAUGUAUACUUUAUAACUGUAAUCUUUAUAAUGUAACUGUGCGUUUAUAGUUAGAAACUUUUCGUACACCUUCACUUUGUGCAAAAGUUCUAUAACGGGACGAUAUACCUAUUAGAGGAUAUUGAAAAAAAAAAGAUCUCAUCAAAAAGUUUAAUAUAUUGAUUAAUAAAAGAAUAGAAGUAUCUUAUUGAUUUGUAACUUCAAAAUAGAAAUUGAUUCAAUUUAAAAAAGAUUUUUAUUUGAAUUUUAUAUAGUUCUAAUUUAAAAAAUUGCAAAAUAAUCAAAAUUAUGUGUGAUAUCAUCGAUAAUUAUACAUGCUUUGAAAUUGAUAACGAUGAGUAAAAUGAUAUCAGAGAUGAAACUCGUAUAAAAAUUAAGUUAUAAGAGCAUAAUAUUUGAAUGCACAAGAAUAUGAACUUAUUAACAAAAUUCUAAAAUGAAAGAUUAAUAAUAAUAUAUAUGAUUUAGUUUUCAUUAAAAUAUUUUUUUCCUGUAUAUAGAAUUUGGUUAAUCUAAUGAUAAUUAUUUUAUUAAUAUUCAUUUUUUUAUAAAUAUUAGAUUUUUUUCUAAAAAUUCUACUUUUUAAUGAAAUGUUGUUGAAAUGUGUAGACAUCAUUGGCUGUUUUAAUAGUAGUCACGCGAUGCAUUAUAAUUGACAAGUGUUAUUGUUUAUAUAGUACUUCUUAAAUGUGUAUAAUUAAAGAACUGAAAUUGAAUGAUAAAAAUUUUUUGUUUUUUAACUUAUCAUACUUAUCAUUCUUAUCUGCCACUUAAUCCUAAAUACUCAAACUCUUUCUUGUAAUAUUUAGUCGUUCUGGAACUUUAAUACGAGUUUCACAUCCCAGAUAAAAUUAUAACUUAAGGAGUUUUUUAGUGAUAGUAAGAAACAUGACAUUUCAUAUGAAAUCAAAAAUAACAUUUGCAUUCGUAAAAAAUAAUAUAAACGUUUAUACUGGUGAUGAUUAAAAUCAACAGAGAUGUAUGGACAUAAAUGCUUAUUUAUCACAAGUGAUGUUUACAAACGAAGAACAAGUAGAAAUCAAAUUUCACAAUGAACUUAACGAUUCUCAAAAUUCAAAAAGAAAACAUUCAAUUAUAACUAGACUUAUUAAUUCUAACAGAAUACGAUAAAAAAAAGAAAGGGAAAAAGAAUGCUAAUAUAAUUCGCCAGACAGAUGGUUGUUUGAAUCAUUACGUAAAUGGCAUCAAUGUUAAAUGUGUUGAAGCCAACAAUGAUUAAAGAGGCAACGUUUGUCGACUAAGCGAUACAUUAAAUAAAUAAACUGCCGCGAUCGAGUACGAUCGCGGCCAAGCACUAGUGUGCCUGUCGAAUUCAGCCUGACAAUAUCGUUUAAAAGUGGAACAUGGCUAACCUGGUAGCUGCAGAUUAUGCGGUAAUCAUAAUAACGAUGAUCAUUAGUUCAGGAAUUGGUGUAUAUUACUGGCUUAGCGGAGGAAAACAGAAAUCGAUGGAGGAAUAUUUCAUGGCAGACAGAUCGAUGCAAAUGUUACCGGUCGCGAUAGGCUUAACGGUUUCGUAUAUAUCCGCGGUCAGUUUGCUAGGAGUGAGUUCAGAAAAUUAUGUUUAUGGUACCCAAUACGCUGUGAUCAAUAUUUCUUAUGGACUUGCUACACCAUUCGUUGUUUACUUGUACAUGCCGGUGUUCUUUAAGAUUGGAAAAGCCAGCGCCUUCGAGUACUUGCACAAACGUUUUGGAAAAGCGGCAAGAAUGGCAGGAAGCUUCGCUUUCACACUUCAACUGCUUCUGUACAGCGGUGUAGUAUUGUACGCACCGGCACUUGCCCUGGAAGCAACCACAGGUAUCUCGACGACCGCAAGUGUAAUCGGCAUAGGAUUGGUCUGCACGUUUUAUUCGACCAUCGGCGGUAUCAAGGCGGUUCUCAUUACCGAUGUAUUUCAGAGUCUGUUGAUGCUGAUAGCUAUUAUCUUGGUAAUCAUCACCGCAGCCAUGAACGUCGGAGGCCUUGACAAAAUUUGGGAGAUUGCCCGACAAGGAUCACGGAUAGAAUUUGACAGCAUUUCAAUGGACCCAACUGUGCGACACACCUGGUGGAGCUUGACAUUUGGCGGUUUCUUCACCUACCUCUCCUUGUACGGAACCAACCAAGUUCAAGUUCAGAGAAUGUUAACCAUCAAAAACGUGAAACACGCGCAAUCUGCCAUUUGGAUAAGCUGGCCAUUAUCCUCCCUCAUGUCCUUGGGCCUCUGUUUCACUGGAUUGGCGAUAUACACCCGGUAUCGUAACUGCGACCCCCUCGAGAGCGGAAGGAUCGGAUCCUACGAUCAAUUAAUGCCGCUUUAUGUGAUGGACAUGCUUUCCGCGUAUCCAGGUGUGCCCGGCCUUUUUAUAGCAGGCAUCUUCAGCGCUGGACUUAGCACUAUCUCUGCCACGGUGAAUUCCUUGGCCGCCGUUAUACUGGAAGAUUUUAUCAAACCCAUAUGUCGUCUUUGGAAUAAAGAGAUUACCGCAACGGGUUCAAUCAUCAUCAGCAAGAUUCUGGCCGUUAUAGUCGGUAUUAGUUGUAUAGGAUUGGCAUUUAUGGGACAUUUUCUUGGUGGACUUCUUCAGGCAGCUCUGACGAUUUUUGGUGUGGUGGGCGGUCCUGUGUUCGGCAUGUUCACUUUAGGCAUGUUUACAAGAUUGGGAAAUCAGAGAGGAGCGAUCGUCGGUCUACUAACUAGCCUCGUUUUCUCCCUGUGGAUCGGUUUCGGUCAGCCAAAACCACCAAUCCCGAACAAGGUGGAUAUCACGUCUAACUGUAGCAAUGCCACGCAUUAUGAUUACGAGGAAUCGUCGAAUUUGCAUUUUGAAUACCAGCAAAGUAACAAUGACUCAUACUUCUACCUGUAUCGCAUUUCAUAUAUGUGGUACUGUCCCUUGGGAAGUGUCUUAAGUUUCGGAGUAGGUUGGAUUUUCAGUUGGAUUUCAAAUCUAAUUCUAAAUGAAGAACCGCAGGAUAUAGAUCCUGAUCUCUUCACGCCGAUUUUAGCAUCGAAAUUACAUAAAAAACGAUUAAAAAAUUCAAACGAAUAUCACAGUACGGUAAUAUUGGAUACGAUUUCUUGAUAUUAAUUAAUUAAUUCGUGUCAUGAGUGAUAUAAUAAGUAUGCUACGAAGGAAUUUUUUAUACUCAUACAUAAUUUUAAAAUAAUGAACAUUUAAAUUAUCUCUUAACGAUUAACAAAUUACAAUUCUAUUAUGCAAUUUUCAAAACGUUGGUUCUCGUAGUAUUAUUUCAUCAUCGCAUGAUUUCCAACAUCACCAUCACCAUAUUUUUAACGUCCAAUCGUAAAAGGAAACAGACCUAACCUAUCAAUCGUUUAUUUACAACGGUUAGACGCGCCACUCGAAGAAUUCUCGUAAUUGGCCUUAACCUAAAAACAAGCGGAGCAGAGUCCAAAUCCGUUGAACAAGACACGUGUCGCGUAAACCAACCAGAACGACGUUUACACUGAGCAACUCUGUUAUUAAAAUAAAAAAAGUAAUAAAAAAAUAAGAGGAAAAAAAUUGUAAUCGAAGAUCUCUCGAGAAAUACGAUUCGACGAAAUCGUGGCCGAUAUUACGCGUAACUUGCUUUCCUUUCGGAAUUCCGAUUAUCGCCACGAGGCGGCCAACCUCUUCUCCUCCUCUGCAACGAGGAGCAGACGUAAACACCGCGCGAACCACGGGUGUGCUGAACGUUUACCGAAACGUUCGCAAAUCACGAUGGAAUGCCGUCAGACUGGUGUUCCCGUGCGCGGCACACGGUGACAUACAGAACGAAGCAACGACCCGUGCACUGUGCAGCGCUUACGUAAGGAAAUAACGCGGUACGGAGAGACCGAGUGGACCACCUCGAGCUUUGUUUCGACUACUAAAGCCACGUAUUCACCGGUCACGUAGAAUGCUUGCAAAUGUUUGUGAGCUUUUUGAAAUGUUAAUAGCAGGCAAUCCGUGACAAACAUUUGUCAAGCACUUCCACUAAACAAAUGUUAGCAAACAAGGGCUUGUUUAUGAGCACUUGUCGUUGAUGCAUUGAUAGGGCCAGUUCUUAAAGACAGUAGUCGUUCGUUUACGUUAAACGUGUAGGAAUCGACAUGGAAACACUUCGUAAAUGUUAGCGUGUGGUUUACUUAAUGAUUAAAAUUCUGCACAUUUUUAUUGAUCAAUCGAGAAACUCGGGAAUGUGAAUAGAUACGCAGUUAAAGAAAUUGAGCCUGAACGCGCGACUGUCACUGUUUUGAAUAUUUGCGGUAUUCGAAUUUCGUUGAACUUUUGUUGAAACGGAGUCUUUAUGGUCGCCGCCAUCCAUGUUGAGCAACCACUACUGUCUUUCGUCCAACCGUGUAAUUACAUUGCGCAAUUCGCGCAUCUCUCAUAUGCUUUGCUUGUUCACCACUAAUUUAACGUGGAACAUUGAGAGAAUUAUGUAAGAACAGUGAACUGUAAAGAUUUUGAAGUGGAAAGUUACACAAAAUAAUGAGAACAUUGUAAAUGAUUAUUAAUUAUAAAUUGAACUAAAAAAUAUUACAUGUAUGAUAACAUAUAUGAUAUACAUACAAAAAAUAUAUACAAUAAAUGAAUUAA